AUGAGUGACGAACGGCUGCAUGAGGAGGAGGUGGAGGAGGAUCAGGAGCUGGAGGAGCAUGAUGAAGAGCAGCAGCAGGAGGUUAAGUUAGAGGAGGAGGAGCAGCAGCAACGGGAGGAGGGAGAGGAGCAGCAGCAGCAGCAGGAGGAGGAAGAGGUUAAGUUAGAGGAGGAGGAUAAGAGAGUGGAGAAGGAGGAGGAGGAGGAGCAGCAGCAGCAACAGGAGGAGGAUAAGGGAGAGGAGGAAAAGCAGCAUCAACAGGAGGAGGAUAAGGGAGAGGAGAAGAAGCAGCAACAGGAGGAGCAGCAGCAGCAGCAACAACAGGAGAAGGAUAAGGGAGAGGAGGAGGAAAAGCAGCUGCAACAGGGGGAGGGAGAGGAGGAGGAGCAGCAGCAGGAGGAUAAGGGAGAGGAGGAGGAGGAGCAGCACCAGCAGCAGCAGCAGCAGCAGCAGGAGGAAGAGGUUGAGUUAGAGGAGGUGCAGCAGCAACAGGAGGAGGGUAAGGAAGAGGAGAAGGAGGAGCAGAAGGAGGAGGAGGAGCAGCAGCAGCAGGAGGUUAAGUUAGAGGAGGAGGAGGAGCAGCAGCAGCAGGAUAAGGGAGUGGAGGAGGAGGAGGAGCAGCAGCAACAGCAACAACAGGAGAAGAAGGAGGAUAAGGGAGAGGAGGAAAAGCAGCAGCAACAGGAUAAGGGAGAGGAGCAGCAGCAGCAGGAGGAGGAAGAGGUUAAGUUAGAGGAGGAGGAUAAGAGAGAGGAGAAGGAGGAGCAGGAGGAGGAGCAGCAGCAGCAGCAACAGGAGGAUAAGGGAGAGGAGGAAAAGCAGCAUCAACACGAGGAGGAUAAGGGAGAGGAGAAGAAGCAGCAACAGGAGAAGCAGCAGCAGCAGCAGCAACAGAAGGAGAAGGAUAAGGGAGAGGAGGAGGAAAAGCAGCUGCAACAGGGGGAGGGAGAGGAAGAGGAGCAGCAGCAGCAGGAUAAGGGAGAGGAGAAGGAGCAGCAUCAGCAGCAGCAGCAGGAGGAAGAGGUUGAGUUAGAGGUGCAGCAGCAACAGGAGGAGGAUAAGGGAGAGGAGAAGGAGGAGCAGAAGGAGGAGGAGGAGCAGCGGCAGGAGGAGGAAGAGCAACAAGAGGAGGAGGAGGCGGCGGAAGAGAAGGAGGAUGAUGGCAUGAACGGCUCAUCUGCCAAAGAGGCCUCUGAACAGAGAUCGCUGGGGGAGCUACAGGUGAAAAAGGAAGUCAAGCAAGGUCAAACCGAGGAGGAGGAAGUGCUGGAAGGGGAGACGGAAUUAGAAGAGGAAAGGCCCAAGGGGGAGAAUCACAGUGAAGAUAAGAAGCAAAGAGGCGUAGAGCUAAAGGAGGAAAAGAAUCAGCUACUGGGUAAGCAGGAGGAGCACGAUGAACAGGUGCUGGAUGAGGUAUCGGAUGAGCAAAAAUUACUGAAGGGAGCCGAGCAGGAGGAACCGGUUGAGAUGGGCGGCCUUGAGGAGACGGAAUAUAAAGAUGAACAGCUUGAAGAGGGGAAAUUGGAGAAAUUCAAAGAAGAAACAGGAAACCAGGAACAGCAGUUGGCACUUGGUGAUCUGUGUGAAGGGGAGGGGGAGCAAGGAAAGCUAAAGAAGGCAGACGAAGAGGACGGGAAUAGGGAAGAAGACUUGGCCGAGGAACAGUAUACAAGGAGGAAAAAAUGGUGGUAUAAAUUAUUAUGCUGUUUCUGA
Lytechinus pictus (painted urchin) is the source of this 1713-nucleotide messenger RNA. RefSeq names its product trichohyalin-like. The coding region runs from base 1 to 1713 and encodes 570 amino acids. The transcript is spliced from 3 exons. NCBI's taxonomy places the organism in Eukaryota, Metazoa, Echinodermata, Echinoidea, Temnopleuroida, Toxopneustidae. The record is from RefSeq and is a predicted model, not a curated record.